Molecule: messenger RNA, 867 nt
Organism: Paramecium octaurelia
Lineage: Eukaryota; Ciliophora; Oligohymenophorea; Peniculida; Parameciidae
Source: the annotation of a GenBank genome assembly
AUGAGAAUCGCAUAGCAUAGCAAGUCUUGUUAAGUGUUGUAACAAAAAAAAAUCUUUACUUUUAAUGAUGAAGAGUUAAUAAACACAGCAGAGUCAACUCCAGAUUCAUCAGGAAACACAGAAAAACCGUAAUUGUUGGUUUUUAGAAAUUAAAUAAUGCCUGAUUCAUAAAUUGCAAGAGAGCUUCAUGAGGCAUCUAUCCAGUCACAUUGGUAUGUGGAAACACCCAAAGAGUAUGUUGAGAAGCGUAUAGUGAAACUCAAGAAACAAAAACGUACAUUUUGACCCUCUAGUAUUAUCUUAGUUGAAAAAGUAGUUGUGUUGGAUCUGGAUGAGACUUUGAUUUACUAUAAACCUAACUAGACUGUUGUCCGACCAUUCUGCUAAGAAUUCCUGGAAAGAUUAUCAAGAAUCUGUACUUUAGUACUUUUUACUGCUGCUAAAAAAGAACACGCAAUAAACGUAAUUAAUUGAUAAAUUUUAAGAUGUUAAAAAUUAUAGAUCCAAAUAAAAAAUAUUUUAAAGCUAUUUGCACUUCAGAUCACAUGAUUGGCAAUGUUAAAGAUUUGAGAAUUUUUUAAACUGAUCUCAAAGAUAUUGUAAUUGUUGAAAAUUCUCCAAAAAAUUUUAUGUAUUUUCAUUCUCUAAAUAAGUGCCUAAAUCAACAAUGGUAUACCUAUCAUACCAUUUGAAGGUUAAUAAAACGACAAUUAACUUGAAUUGUUACUUUCGUUCUUAGAAAUUGUUCUAUUAGUUGAUGAUGUACGAGUUCAAUUAGCUAAUAUCUUUAAACUGUAAUAUUUUUAUAAGGAAUUGAAUGGAAAAUAAGCCAUUAACAAGUUAUAUAAUUUUAAAAAAAAUUAAUGA